Myzus persicae (green peach aphid) is the source of this 918-nucleotide messenger RNA. RefSeq lists its product as uncharacterized. The transcript is spliced from 4 exons. The record is from RefSeq and is a predicted model, not a curated record. Lineage: Eukaryota; Metazoa; Arthropoda; Insecta; Hemiptera; Aphididae. The coding region runs from base 1 to 918 and encodes 305 amino acids. Gene Ontology annotation, cellular component: membrane. Gene Ontology annotation, biological process: sensory perception of taste.
AUGAAUGGCAUCAUCGAGUACGAUCAAAAACUAACAUCACUUCCAAGAUUUUUAUUGAUACGUCAGCUUUCGCAAAACAAAUUUUAUUGGAACAUAAUUUUCAUAUUUACGUUAAUUUAUCAUAUUGUUAUUAUACUCCUGUCUGUGUACAUAAUACCGCCGAAAACCAUAUUUAUUAUCUGUCAAUGCUUUAUUCGGGUUGAGUUCAUCCAGGACGUAACAGUAAUUUUUUCCACAACCUUUUUCCUUCAACAAUUGGAGUAUAGAUUUCAAACGUUGAAUGAUUCUUGGGAAUAUCUUCUACCCGGAUUUCCAGCUGUUCCUAAUGAUUUAACACAACCCGUAACAGGAAUGACACUAGAUAACUUACGGUUGUUACACGCUGAACUAUCUGACCUAUUAAGAAUAUUCAGUAAGGGUUAUGGGCAAAUGCUAUUAGGAUUCUUUGUAUUCAAUUAUAUUAACAUGGUGGCCUGUUUUUUUUUUCAUAUUCUUUUUCCCAUGAACUAUGUAACGGAUAAUGAAUUCAAAAUUUACGAUUUCGCAGUAAAUAGUCUACCAUAUAUUUUCUGGCUGCAAAAUAUGGUAUUCAUUUUAUCUAUUAUCAUUGGUGCUUCACGAGUACAUGAUAAGAAACGGAAGAUGAUAUCUUAUUUACGAUUGAUAAGGAUUUCUAAUUUAUCACCAAAUCUAAAAAUCCAAAUUAAAUUUUUUAUGAAUCAAAUAUCAGUUUUUGAAUCAAGUGAAAUCACGGCUUAUGGAAUUUUCAAUAUAAAUUUAAACCUUGUUAUAUCAAUAAUAAUUUUACUUAUUACUGGUUUAGUAACAAUAAUACAAAUGAAGGAACACCCAAUUAUGUUGAAUAUAAAACAAGAUUUCAAUAAGUUGAUGCAAAAAUUGAUUAACGACACUGCGUGA